GGGACAGAGGCUGUGGGGAGGCCUGUGGCCCUAGGCCAGCUGAAGGACCAGGCCACCAAGCCCUUCCUGGCUCCUGAAUUCUUAAUCAGCAUAAAUAUUUACUUCCUUCCUCCCUCCCUUUCCAGGCUCCCAGCACAGAGGAGCUUCAGGGAGGUUGGACUGGGCUUGUGUCUAAAAAUAAACAGGUGGAGGGACAGGCAGACACACAGACAGACAGACAUCACUGGGGCGGUGGGGGGGGAGGGGUCAGGCAGAGGGCAGCUCCCUGCCCAGACAGAGGAAGAGUGAAGGGGACCCAGGUCCAUUUAUCACUGUCACCCACCCACCUGCCUGUCUAGGGGUGUCCUAAAGGGGACAAGGUGGCAGUGUGGUCCCAGCCCCUGGCAUCACUGAGAACUCCCGACCUAUGCAUGCCCUGCAGGUUCAUCCACACAGACCUGUCAGCUCCCACCUGAUGGAGGGACAAGGCAAGUCACAGAUUUCAGUCCCACGGCCAACCACCAAUACUCUGAUAAUGCAGCCCCUCUCCAGGCUCAGAGACUCCAGCGUUGUUUUGCCAUGUGCUGGGGCCUUGGGAUGUGUCCUCAGAAGCAGAGGGCUGUAAGUGAGGACUUUGUGACCUGUGUGCACACAGGGUCUUGUCUGGGAGAUGAAUGAGCGGAGGCUUGUAGCUGGGGCAAGGCUGGUUUAGCAUUGCCUCGGGGCUUGUCCUGGAGAAGAUGACUGGGAACAUGGUUCCCUGCUCCAUGAAAAGAGCUCCAGGCAGCUCAGCAAGCACACACACUAGUGAAAAAUAGAGUCUUUUUACCAAGUGGUGGUCUUGGGAUGUUCUGUGUAAAAUUGUGAAGAGCUGGAUUUGGUGAACGGCAGGGAUUAUCUUCUUUGGCAGAUAGAUUGUCAGGGUGCAAUCAUCUCAAUGAACAAACACAAGGAAACAGCGUUUCCCAGCGUGUGAAGUUAAAAAAGCGUGCUGCUGUUAAAAAAUGAUGUUUGAAUUUGGAAUGAAGAGUUGACCUUCCUCUUGGGUUUUUUUACAUGUGAAGAAUGUUACGCCGUUGAGAAAUUCUAAGGAAGCGGUGAAAAUGCACCACUCAAAAUAAGAGUAUCAUCAGUAUUUUAAAAAUUAUGUAUGUAUGUGUUUUACUAACCACUAGACAGCUGGUCACUUCCCCCUACCCUGGCCUUGGCUGGGCCAUGGUCCACAGCUGCCCCCUGGUGGUGGCCCAGCGCCUCUGGCUCCCAAGCCUGUGGGGCCCUCUGCCCUGGAACUCAAGGCCACCCGUCUGUCCGCCCAGCCCUUGGGACCAGGCCAUGCUUUGCAAGGCUUGCCUGGGACAGGCUCUGGGUCUCAAUCCCUUGGAAUUGCCUAGGGGGCUGCCUAGAGGGGUUGGCCCAGUGGUCAGUAGCUAGGCCCGUUGAGGGCUACCUGGGAGGACACUCAUUGCCCUUCUGGCCUGGUUCUGGGUCUUCCAGCUCAGAUCAGGCAUGUAUCCCAGGCAUGACCUCCCACCCAGUCAGAAAUGACCUUUGGGACUUGCCCGGCCAGUUCCAGGGAGAAGAUCUGGCCUUGAGUCUGAAGGCUGUGCGACUGCCUAGCUCUGCAGCUUGAAGCUGUCGCUAAAGCUUCGUUCAUGGCAGGCUUGGACCCUGUGAGCUUUGCUUCCCAGAAAGCCUCGUGGGAAGUGAACGCGUUAGAUCCAGGUUCCUGCCUGAAUACCAGCUCCGGAGCCCCUUGCUGCCUGCUGCCGCCCCCACCCCCUGGCCCCCACCACCAUGCACUCCUUGGACGAGCCGCUCGACCUGAAGCUGAGCAUCACCAAGCUCCGGGCGGCGAGAGAGAAGCGGGAGAGGACGCUGAGUGCAGCCCGGCACCGAGCCCUGCACAGGGAGCUCGGUCUGGCGGACGACAGCCCCACGCCCGGGUCCCCGGGCUCCCCGCCUUCAGGCUUCCUGCUGAACCCCAAGUUCCCCGAGAAGGUGGAGGGACGCUUUUCAGCCGCUCCCCUGGUGGACCUCAGCUUGUCGCCGCCGUCUGGGCUGGACUCCCCCAACGGCAGCAGCUCGCUGUCCCCCGAGCGCCAGGGCAAUGGGGACCUGCCCACCGCGCCCGCCGGCCCGGACCUCCAGCCGCUGCGCUACCUGGACGGUGUCCCUAGCUCCUUCCAGUUCUUCCUGCCGCUGGGCUCUGGGGGGGCCCUGCAUCUGCCUGCUUCCUCCUUCCUCACGCCCCCCAAGGACAAGUGCCUCUCGCCAGAGCUGCCCCUGCCCAAGCAGCUGGUGUGUCGCUGGGCCAAGUGUAACCAGCCCUUCGAGCUCCUCCAAGACCUGGUAGACCACGUCAACGACUACCAUGUGAAGCCCGAGAAGGACGCGGGCUACUGCUGCCACUGGGAGGGCUGCGCCCGCCACGGCCGCGGCUUCAAUGCCAGGUACAAGAUGCUUAUCCACAUUCGCACGCAUACCAACGAGAAGCCGCACCGUUGCCCCACCUGCAGCAAGAGCUUCUCCCGCCUGGAGAACCUGAAGAUCCACAACCGGUCACACACAGGCGAGAAGCCCUACGUGUGCCCCUACGAGGGCUGCAACAAGCGCUACUCCAACUCCAGCGACCGCUUCAAGCACACCCGCACCCACUACGUGGACAAGCCCUACUACUGCAAGAUGCCCGGCUGCCACAAGCGCUACACGGACCCCAGCUCGCUGCGCAAGCACAUCAAGGCCCACGGCCACUUUGUGUCCCACGAGCAGCACGAGCUCCUGCAGCUCCGCCCGCCCCCCAAGCCCCCGCUGCCCGCCCCCGACGGCAGCCCCUACGUCAGCGGGGCGCAGAUAAUCAUCCCCAACCCCGCUGCCCUCUUCGGCGGCCCCGGCUUGCCCGGCCUGCCCCUGCCCCUGGCCCCCGGCCCCCUCGACCUCAGUGCCCUGGCCUGUGGCAACGGCGGGGGCGCCGGGGGUGCGGGAGGCAUGGGCCCUGGGCUGCCCGGCCCCGUCCUGCCUCUCAACCUGGCCAAGAACCCGCUGCUGCCCUCACCCUUUGGGGCCGGCGGACUGGGCCUGCCCGUGGUCUCCCUCCUCGCUGGCUCCGCUGGCGGCAAGGCCGAGGGGGAGAAGGGGCGUGGGGCCGUGCAGGCCAGGGCCCUGGGCUCAGAGGGCCGCAAGACCCCCCUGGAGAGGACUGAGGGCAGCCGCUCCCGGCCCAGCCCCGACGGCCUGCCCCUGCUGCCGGGCACUGUGCUGGACCUGUCCACGGGCGUCAACUCAGCCGCCAGCAGCCCAGAGGCGCUCGCCCCCGGCUGGGUGGUCAUCCCGCCAGGCUCCGUGCUGCUCAAACCGGCCGUGGUGAACUGAACCCGCUCGGUGGACGCGGACCACCUGCAGCCCAGCCGGUGGCUCCCAGCCCUGCCUGCCUGCCCCCGACGACGAACGGAAACUCUUCUGCGAAAUAGCAAUAAUGUCCUCCUGCCUUGGGGGCACCCCUGGGCAGCAAGGAUGGUGCUAGUAGGGCAUUGUGGGCACCCAGGCUCCUGAGGUGGGGGAACCGGGUCUGCUGGCCGGCGGACAGCCGUGCUCCUGGGAGCUGAGGCCUGGCUCAUCUCCGGCCCACGCCUGCCCUCCCCCUACCCACUCUGGUUGUCUCCCUCAUCCCAUGGCCAGCUGGGCAGGUCACCCUCUCUCCCCUGCCCACUUGCCAGCCCUGACCCAGCCGUGGGGGUGGGGCUGGGGGUGGUGUUGGCCCUCCCCGCUGGCCCCAGGCUCCCUCUCACCGCCUUCAGUGGUGAGCUGGGAGGAGCCCCCUGGGAUCGAGGCCCCACCCUAUCCUGCUUACUCACUGGGCCCCUGCUCUGGAGGCUCCCGACCCCUCUUCCUCUGGUCCACCCUCCAGAGGGAGAGCAAGACAGACGCAGGCCGCGGCUAAGCCACAGCAAGAAGCCACCUCCCCCCAUGACAAGGCGCCUCCCAGCUGAGGGAGGGAGGCCCGCUCGACCAGCUGCCCCCCACUGCCUGCCGUCUGCGGUGGCUAGCACACUGCCUGAGGUGGGGGUCCCUGCUCUGAGCGGGCUGGCUGCUUGUCUGCCUCCACAUCCCUCUGCUUUCAGGGAGCCCUGAGUCGGGAGAGGUGCCCAGCUCAGGGAACAGGCGGGGCUGGGCCUGGCCUGGGACCCUGCCCCGGGGACAGUGGAGGCCUGCAGGGCAGUUAGAGCGGGGAGGCUGGCUAGGGACAACCCCGGGCCGAGACAUGGCUUCUGUUCUGGGGGCGCCAAGGCAGAGCCGGCACAGGGGAGGGGGCUCCAGGCCGGUGCCAGGCAUGGGAGAGUCCCAGUGGCCAUGGACAGACAGACGGAAGGACCCGGGCUCGACAAGGGAUGUGGGGCAGCGAGGCAGCCAACGGAGGCCGUGGAGGCAGAGGAAGCCAGAGGGGAGAGCUGGCCGUGUGGCCUGCUUCCUUUGGCUUCUCUGAACUGAGCCCCUGCCCUCCAUGUCCCCACUCUGGGAACCAGGGGAGCCCAGGGUGCGGGGGCUCCACAUGCCCCUGGAGCCCACACUGCUACCCCAGCCCAGCAGCCAGGCUCUCCCCACCAGGCCCUGACGGGGCAGCAGCUCGUCUCGUGUCCCGCCCUGGGCCCUCGUGCUCCCUCCCGUCGGGGGCCCAGUUUCAGUCUGGGAGGUCCUGGCCUUGGCCCUGCCCUGGGCCACACCCUCCAUGUCCCAGCUGCAGGACGGGGGAGCUGCGGGGCUGCAGGGGGACCACUGGCCCCCAUGCAGUCCUGGGGUCUCCCUGCCGCUUCUCUGCUCACCCGCCCUUUCCUGGACCGCCCUUCUAUCCCAGAGGGGUCACCCUGACCUGGCCCGCUGACGGGCCCGCAGUGCUGGCUCUGCCCCUUGAAGGGGCCACAAGCAGAGCAGGAGGGAGCUGGUCUCCUUCCCUCGCGCACCCCCCCGGACCCAGGCCCCCCACCCCCACAAGGGCCCCAGGCCUUAAGUCCCCUUUGGGGUGAGGGGUUGGACUCAAGCCCCAGGAGCAGAGGAGCAGGGCAUAGGAAGGCGACAUUAGCUCAGCAUGUGACUCGGUGAUAGACCAGGCCCGAGGGGGCCGGUGUGCGUGUCGUUGUUGUCCGUCUGUUGUUGCACAUUCCAGGAUAUCAGUAUUCUAACAGGUUCUAAGUGCCUUUCUAUCGUAGCUUAUGUUUUUCCUCCUCUUGGCUCCAUUGCUGUUAGCAUAGAGUUUAAAAAAAGAAAAGAGAGAUAAGCUAAUGACUAUAACAAUAUAUUCCUCCAUGUGAGAGGAAGUUUAUAAAGAAACGGAAUAAAAGUGAGUUACAAACA
Molecule: messenger RNA, 5325 nt
Organism: Cervus elaphus (red deer)
Lineage: Eukaryota; Metazoa; Chordata; Mammalia; Artiodactyla; Cervidae
Gene: GLIS2
Product: GLIS family zinc finger 2
Exons: 7
Coding region: 1774-3348 (524 amino acids)
Biological process (GO): smoothened signaling pathway; regulation of transcription by RNA polymerase II
Cellular component (GO): nucleus
Molecular function (GO): DNA-binding transcription factor activity, RNA polymerase II-specific; RNA polymerase II cis-regulatory region sequence-specific DNA binding
Source: RefSeq, a predicted model, not a curated record